AUGAGCACGUAUUGGAUGAUAAAAUGUCCACAUGUGGUGGUAUCGCUGUUAGCUUGCGAUGAUGAUUAUGGUCAGAAAACGGUAUCUGUGCUUGUCGAUGGUAUCGAGACUGACUUGGAAAUUAUCGACCAUCCCGCAUGUGAAAUGUCGACGGAGGCGUUUUGUUCCACCUACAACAUUGACCUAUUUGUUGUUGUAUACUCGGUAGUGGAUCGCAACUCAUUUAAAGCAGCUGAAAAGGUUUUGCAGUAUCUGAAGGAGAAUGAAAUGCUGCUUACACGUGGCGCUAUAUUGGUGGGAAACAAAACGGACUUGGAGCGGCACAGGGAAGUGACUAGACAAAUGGGUCGGAAAUUAGCCAAAGAGAUUGCAUGCAAAUUCAUAGAAACUUCAUCAGGCUUGGAUCAUAAUGUUGAUGAGUUGCUUGUUGGCGUGGUAGCACAAGUUAAACUCAAUCCACAGCGCAUACAUAAUUUGAGUGAACGUGAUCGUCAACGUUUAAAUUUACAAAGCACAAUACAGAAACACCGACACAUGCAUAUGCCAGCAAGACGUAUGGUACGUCAAAUGUCCAUGUGUCAUGGUGAUGAUGGCAAUGCCGUUUGCCAUGAGGGUGAUGAAAAUCAAUCAAACAAUGUAAUUGGUUCCUCAGUUGGUGAUGAAGGCAUUGGCACUGGGAGUGAACGCACUGCAAGUACAAGUCUAUCGUCGGGAGCAAGUAAACCAACUAACAAAGGACCUGUACGUAAAACUAAUAAACGUACUUUGAAUUUGGAAAGUAUAUUGAAAAUGGGUGAAAGUGAAUUAGAAGAUGAGGAAGAGUUGCAUCGACAGCACAAUUAUUCACAAACAAGAACUCCAAGUAAAUUUGAGUUACUGACUUCUGGUCGAACACCGUUUGGAAGCGUUAAUUCUUCUCCAAAAUCACGACAGUCAUAUGAAUCAAGUGGUGGUAGUGGCAAAACUGGACGUGCUAGUGGUGGCAGUAGUGGCGCACAUACAACUGGUGAGGCCAUCAGUCAACAUUAUCGAGAAAACCAUGUUGAGGAUAAUUUACUCGAAGAUUGCAAUCGUAAGACUGUUUCCAAACUGACUAAUCGUACGAAAAUAUUUCUUUCGUCAGUGUUAAAGUUUAAAAAAGCUAUUAAUGUUAAACGUAGAAAUUCGUCAAGUUGUAGUGAUUUGUUUGUAAUAUAA
Molecule: messenger RNA, 1197 nt
Organism: Teleopsis dalmanni
Lineage: Eukaryota; Metazoa; Arthropoda; Insecta; Diptera; Diopsidae
Product: ras-like protein 1
Exons: 4
Coding region: 1-1197 (398 amino acids)
Cellular component (GO): plasma membrane
Molecular function (GO): GTPase activity; calcium channel regulator activity; GTP binding
Source: RefSeq, a predicted model, not a curated record